CCCUGCAGCAGCAUUGGCUUGGCGUCCAGGAACAGCGUCUGCCUCUCAGAGGCCCCGGCGCGGUGCGAGAGAAGGCGCCGAGGGGAGCGAGGGGCGCCGGGGCCUUUGGGUUCAGGGGCUUUGGGCCGAGAGGAUGCGCUGCAUAUGCGAAGACAGGUGCGAAGCUGGAGUCCCCGCCCAUAGGUGACCCAUGGGUCCCUCCCGCCGCGGCACGCGCUCCUGAAAAGGAGUUGGGGGUCAAUUUGGCCGCAGGCUAUGCUUCUCUGAGGCAGUGUGCCAGAGGCAAACAGCGUGGUAAGAAGGCCUCUGCUGGCUGCGCUGUGUUCCUGGAUAGAAUGCCUCCUGAAAUCUUGCUGAAGAUAUUUUCCUAUCUGGAUGAUGUGAGCCUGCUGCUUACUGGAUGUGUAAACAGGCGCUUUUACCAUCUGACCAAUGACAAUUUUAUUUGGAUGAGAAUCUACUCGAUUGCUUUUUCACCUAAAAGAUUUAAUUGGGAUGUUGAUUCAGUGGAAGAGACAGCUGUGUCAAUGAGCAUACUAUCAGUUGAGGAUAAGGAAACUGGGUAUUGGAAGAAAGAAUAUAUCAGAAAACAAAUAGCAUCUGUAAAAACCUCAGUAGCCCAUGUUCUCCAAUAUGUCAACCCUUACACAGGCCUUCCGGCCAAGACCAAAGAGGCCCUCAGAAUGUCUGGUUUAGGUUGGGCAAUUAUAUUGAAAGAAAAAAGUGGAAAAGAAUAUAUCAUGGAGCAUGUUGACCUUUCCAUAAACGACACAUCAGUCACUGUUGGGUGGUAUGGCAAAAAUUGGCCAUGUCUUGCAUCAUUGUCAACCUUAUAUUUGUAUGGUGUGACACCAGUUUUUAGGGACUGGUAUAAGAACCCUACCCAAAAUAGACCCCGAUGGCGUUCUUUAAUUGCCAAGUACAAUCUGAGUCUUUUGACUGACUCUGCCAUGAUUGGCUGCGACAGACUCAUUCGGAUCUGCUGCCUACAGCCUGGCCUCCUGGUGGGGCUGUGGAAGAAGGAGGAAGAACUGGCUUUUGUUAUGGCAAAUCUUCAUUUCCGUCACCUUCUGGAGAGGAGCACAUUAGGCUCGGCCACUAUUCCCUACGAGCUGCCUCCUCACAGCCCCCUUUUGAAUAACAGCCCUGAGUAUGGCCUGUAUGGUUACCAACUCCACGUGGAUCUGCACAGCAGUGGGAUUUUCUAUCUAUGUGCGGCAUUUCGCAAUCUCUUCACCACAAAAGGAGACAUUGAAAAUGGGUAUGCGAAACUCAUUGUUAUAAAUUCUAAAAACAACAGCGACCACCUCCCUCUUGUUGGCAAAAUUGGCCUGUUUUGGAGAACUAAUGUUGUUGAUGGCUAUAUAAAGAGUUGUUCCAUAAUGGACCUCACUCUUUCGGAUAUGCGCAGGGAACCUUUUUGGUGUUUCAGUUCCCCGGUUUGCAUGAAAUUGUCUGCCGCGCCCUUGGAUGGUCCUCAUUUCUUGGGAGAGACAUACUUUGUGGACUACAUGGACGAAGAAGGCAGAGUGCACGUGGAGAUGGUGUGGAUCAGAGAGACCGAGGAAUACUUCAUUGUUAACCUGGUCCUUUACCUUAGUAUAGCAAAAGUCAACCACUGGUUUGGGACAAAAUACUGAAUAUUAGCAGAAGGUGGCAAAAGUGAUUGUGGCUGUGAAGCUGUAUUCUUUUCACAGGCUAUUUUUGUUCUUGGUAUUGGAAGUUAAAAUAAGAACUGUCUUCAGUAGUCUGUGUGGGACCUUCUUCUUUCACCUUAGAAGCUGGGAUUUAUGGGUCAUUUAAAGUUAAAGUUUGAAAGAUGAUGUUAAAUGUUAGAAAAAUAAAAAUAGCACAGUCCAAAGAAAGUUCAUAUAGAAAGACAAAAUAUUUUUACUUCUCUUCUGUGUUUUGCUAAAAAAUUAAGAAUAUCUAUUUAAAUGUGUACUUAUGUGAUCACUUGUGUGGGGGAGGGGGACACAGGCAUGCUGUGUAAAGAGGGCUUUUUUUUUUUCUUAAUUGGUAAGGAGCCCAAAUGAGACAGUACACUUGGAUAUAACCUUCACAGUAUUCAUUAGAAUUAGUGCUACUUUCAUGACACUCAGCAGCCACAUUCGUGUUUGAUAAAGUAAAAUCGAUGAGUGGCCUAAUUCACAAGGAAAGAUGUGUCUGAAAUCAUCAUAAGGAAAUGAUAACUUAGAAAUGCGCGGUGUGAUACAAAUCCAGUUAAGACACCCAACCCACAUCAGUGGGACUGUAGAGUGGUGGGUAACUGAAUACCUGGGAAUUUUGGUCCUAAGUGGUCUUGCAUUGUGUUGAUUCUGCUUUUAUCAAUUUUAUCUCCCUUAAAAGUUGUUCUCAGAUGAUUUCUGAUGUCAUAUUGUGAUUCUCCUACUUGGACUUGCAUGAUUAAGCUUGCCUUUCUCUCUAUUGUUCAUCCUUUUCCUAUUACCUUAUUUGACCAGUUUCUCAUUUGAGGUUUGUGUGACAGUAAAUAUGUGCAUGUGUAGAAUGAAGAACUGGAAGACAUCAAUAAAGUAAACAUAUGGAACGCA
Messenger RNA from Carlito syrichta (Philippine tarsier), 2552 nucleotides. RefSeq names its product F-box protein 15 (gene FBXO15). The record is from RefSeq and is a predicted model, not a curated record. Gene Ontology annotation, molecular function: protein binding. NCBI's taxonomy places the organism in Eukaryota, Metazoa, Chordata, Mammalia, Primates, Tarsiidae. The transcript has 11 exons. The coding region runs from base 336 to 1640 and encodes 434 amino acids.